Molecule: messenger RNA, 567 nt
Organism: Candidozyma auris
Lineage: Eukaryota; Fungi; Ascomycota; Pichiomycetes; Serinales; Metschnikowiaceae
Gene: SYS1
Product: Sys1p
Exons: 1
Coding region: 1-567 (188 amino acids)
Biological process (GO): Golgi to endosome transport; Golgi to plasma membrane protein transport; protein localization to Golgi apparatus
Cellular component (GO): Golgi membrane; trans-Golgi network
Source: RefSeq, a predicted model, not a curated record
AUGUCCUGGUUCUCUGGCUACAGCCCUCUAGCGGGCAAUGACAACGUGGCCACCUUAAAUACUCAGAGCCCUGGCAAGAUCCUGCUCCAAAUCCUCGUGCUCCAGUGCUUUUACUACCUCACUGCCUUGAUCAUCUUCUACCUUGUGGCGCUGCUCAACGGGUAUGACUUUAGCGUCGACUGGAUCUUUUCGUGGGAGCUUAUCGCCUCAGAUAAUGCCAUGGGGCUUAUUUUGUUUGCGAUGUGGCUCGUGGACUCGCUUCUCUGCGUGUUGUUUGUCACCAUCAUAGUAGGAAGGUCCAAGUUGGCGUGGGACUUUGCUGUCACGGUGCAUGUCAUCAACUUGUGUGUGGUGUGGCUAUACACCGGCAAGUUCCCUACGUCGUUGCUUUGGUGGUGUCUUCAGGUGCUCAGUGCAGUGAUCUUGGUGACGCUAUCGACGUAUUCUACGCGUUGGAAGGAGCUCAGAACAACAUUUUUCGAUAACAUGCUUGAUCAACAGGAGAGGGGCGAGGUCAGGCACGACGACAUCGCCAUGAAGGACUUACCCCUGCAGCAGCUGCAUUGA